UGAAAAACAAAUGAAAACCAAACAAAAAAAAUGUUUAAAUUCAGAGACAAAUAGUCAUAUAGGUAAUGUCAGAUUGUCAGAGCAGACAGAAGAUUGUACAUUGAAAUCAAGCACAGCAAAAAGCAUUAUUGUUCACACACAUGUGUACAGACAUACACACGUGUACAUUCACACGUACAUGUUCACACGCGUGCACACAUACAUAGGAAUCUCCACCUCUAUAUAAGAAAUGCUUCAACAUAAGUAUACAUGUAAGUGAGUGAGGCUAAAGUAAUAAAAUUAAUGGCAACUUCAGGGUUUAAGCAUUUGGUGGUUGUGAAGUUUAAGGAAGAUACAAAGGUUGAUGAGAUCUUGAAGGGCUUGGAGAAUCUUGUUUCUCAGAUUGAUACUGUCAAAUCCUUUGAAUGGGGAGAAGAUAAAGAGAGUCACGAUAUGCUUAGACAAGGAUUCACUCAUGCAUUUUCGAUGACCUUUGAGAACAAAGAUGGUUACGUCGCCUUCACAAGCCAUCCUCUUCAUGUUGAAUUCUCAGCCGCUUUCACCGCCGUCAUCGACAAGAUCGUUCUCCUCGAUUUCCCCGUCGCCGCUGUCAAAUCUUCCGUUGUUGCAACACCAUGAAUCUUGUGAUGGUUACAUAUCGUCAUAUGACUCAUAUCGAACUUGUUUCUUAAUUUAAACGAAGUUUGAGUUGUUUGGUUAUGUAACUUGGUUGGUUAAUUAAGUAUGUUUUGGUUUGAUUUGUUUAUUUUCGGUUUGCGGUAAUAAGAAUCUGGUUUGAUUGGAACUUGGAAGUUUAUGAUUUCUUUCAUAAGUGAGCAUUUUUUAAGUAAUUUUUUUAUAAAAAAAUGUUAAUAUUAUGUUUUCUUGUGUAAUCUGUCUCUUUUUGCUCUCUAUACAAUUUAUCAAAACAAAUAAAUAGAAGAUACAAAACUUUACAUUACAAA
Messenger RNA from Arabidopsis thaliana (thale cress), 944 nucleotides. Its product is annotated as Stress responsive A/B Barrel Domain-containing protein. The record is from RefSeq and is marked reviewed. The transcript has 2 exons. The coding region runs from base 283 to 618 and encodes 111 amino acids. NCBI's taxonomy places the organism in Eukaryota, Viridiplantae, Streptophyta, Magnoliopsida, Brassicales, Brassicaceae.